GUGGCUAAGAAAUAUCUCCGGACGGCUUAACUCGACCCCUGGACCAUCCAACAACCACCACACUUUCAACAACCCCGACCAAGCCCCGUAUUGCUACUAGUAUACCAUUGAAGGCGACGAUUGUCGCGGGCAGCCGAAAAGACUUUCAAGGCAUCGUUAGCCUCGCCGGCCGCCUUUUGGCGGGCCUCUAAUCUACGUUCACCAUGUGGCGCCUCUUUCGGCCAGCAAGGACAAUAUUCCCCUCCUCACGGGUUGCUUCACACAUCCAUAAGGGCCAGACAGUCGCACUCCACAGAGUUAGAUUUAGCAGACCUCGUGUCAGGCUAAGGAACAUCCUCGUCAGCGGCGCCGUCGUGUUCGGAUGCUAUGCGCUUUAUAGCUCGGUAGUGAUAUCCCCGUUGAUAAAAUGGGUGGAUGAUCACGAGGAUGAGUUGUCGGCCGAGGAGCGGAAGGAAAUGGAUGAGUUGGAGCCACUUUUCGUCGCCUUCCCGUUCACUAUCAAGGCUGUCCAGCCUCUCCCGUACGCCGGCACAGACCCAGAAUGGACCGAGUUUGUGAAGCUGUCAAAAGACGACAAGCUACAACGCAGGAUACGGUUUAGUCUUGCGCAUAUCGUCCGAUCGGUCGCCCAAAACAGCGCCAUGCUCACGGCGAAGUGCGGAAAAGACAUGAAAGUCAAGAAAUUCUGGAUAGACAUGGACUUCCCGUACAGACCACCUACGGAAUAUGAGCGCUCUGGUCUUCUGGUUACAGACGAUACAAUCGAAUGGGCCACCCGAUCAGUUGACUCCUCGACAGUCUUCCGAACGAACCGAAUUCUCUGGCCCUCGCCCCUGUUUCUAUCAACGUGGGCUUUCGCCGGUACCCUUCUAAAGCAGAACGUGCUCGACGUAGCAAGGAUGUUUGGGUAUGAGCCGAAAACACCCACGAUCUUUCCCCCUGCGCAGAAUCCUCCUGGAACUCCUGUAAAUCCAGCGAACCCGCCUCCGCUGCCGCCUUCGCACCACCCGGAAAUACAAAAGGCGAUUCAACGGAUUAGGCAGCAGGCUACACCGCGGCCCGAGGAAGUAAAAGACCCCCGUGCAAUGGCAACGCAGAGCCGACAGAUACCGGACGCGAACCCCUCGGCGGUGCCAUCGGCCGGACCAGCCGAUGCCGAAGGCAAAGGUGGCGAGUCAGGCAAGCGGACUGCGCCGGAGGAGCUGUUCCCUGGCCACGACACGAUACGGUCGCUGACGUCCAAGCCGUGGCGGGAAUUCAGGCAGAAACUGUCGCAGACAUAUAAGCCACGCCGGGAGCAGCCCCCCCGCGGCGCCGUCCUGGUGUCGGGCCUGGUGGAGUUGGACACGAGCAAGGCAUCGAUCGUCAUCGACGUGUUUGCGUGGUACAACCCCAAGACGAGGCGGUUUGACGGGAAGUCCAUGUGGAUGGGUCUGAGGAAGGUGCAGAUGAAGACGCAGUCGCCGCUACGGAGGUGAUAGCACGCAAAACACCCCCCUUCUCCCUGGCCCGGGGCGUUGUCGUGCUAGAUCGUCUCGGCGCCCGCUGGGCCUCAUCUCUUCUCACAGACACGUCAAGAGGAAUGCAUGGAUCGGCGUUAUUAAAAGGUAUUACAGGUGUGGCAUCAUUGUUUGGUGGGCGUAAGCAGGGUUCAGGUUUGACACUGAUACCAUAGAGAGACAGCGUUAGCAAACAGGCUUAGCAUCGUCGCCCGCAUUUGUACUGGCUUGUUCGAUCAAGUACAUAUCAUGAAAUCUAUCAUAAAAUCUAUCAUGAUCACGCUUCCCGGGUAUGCCUGUCUGUUCUGCUGAUUUGCGGUAUACCUAGCUCAGAGGCGGAAGUCAGCUCGGGCAUAUCCGUCCCCGAGCUGACUGGCGAACUGAAUGGGGAUUGGACACCAAUGCAAGACACCGAUGCGAAUCCGAGUGUGACUCAUAAGGCGACAUACG
Messenger RNA from Phialemonium atrogriseum, 1949 nucleotides. RefSeq lists its product as uncharacterized. The coding region runs from base 204 to 1478 and encodes 424 amino acids. The transcript has 4 exons. The record is from RefSeq and is a predicted model, not a curated record. NCBI's taxonomy places the organism in Eukaryota, Fungi, Ascomycota, Sordariomycetes, Cephalothecales, Cephalothecaceae.